Molecule: messenger RNA, 969 nt
Organism: Symbiodinium natans
Lineage: Eukaryota; Dinophyceae; Suessiales; Symbiodiniaceae
Source: the annotation of a GenBank genome assembly
AUGGCGGCCGUGCUGCCAUCGGUGGCCCUGCAGGUGCAGGCGGAGGUACCGGCGCUCACUCGUCGGCGUGCCCCCGGGCCGGGUACGGAUGGACAUUUGGCCUCCAAGAAGGCGGUGCUGCUGCCCAGCGCUGCGGCCGGCUGUAGCCUUUCGCUGUUAGCGCGAAGGCGCUCGGGCAGGUGCUCACGUGCAUCCGUGUUGCUUGCCCAGCGGCGGCAGCUAGCAGGGGAUGAGGCAGAUGGCGCAUAUUUCAAGCCCCUGGUCGAUGGCGACGUGCUGACCGCUUCGAAUCCGCAGCGUCUGGUGGUCGCCGUUAUGGUAGUGCUGCUGCUCCUCGGUCUGCUGCGCGUGUGGGCGCUCCUGGGUUCUCUGAGCUGGCAGACCUCCGUCUGCUGCCUCUUGGCCGUCGUGCUGGGCGUGGAGUUCGCCGACUUCGGCACGGGCGUCUACCACUUCUCGGUUGACAACUACGGAUCUGCGCAGACACCCAUUGUCGGAUCGCAGAUAGAGGCCUUCCAAGGCCACCAUGAGGAGCCGUGGACCAUCACCUACAGAGACUUCUGUAACAACUGCUUCCCGACCUGCCUGGCAACAAUGCCCUUCUUGAUCGCCUUCGAGGUAUUCUGCAGCCAGCCGUAUGUUCUGCUCUGGGCUCUCAUCGCCUGCGCAGGCAUCGGCUUCUGCCAGGAGUUUCACAAGUGGAGCCACACGCUGCGCUCCCAAUGCCACCCAGUGGUGAACUGGCUACAGGACGUUGGUAUCCUGGUGCACCGGAAAGUGCACCUACGCCACCACAAGCCCCCGUACGAGACCAACUACUGCAUCGUGACGGGUCACAUGAACCCCCUCCUGGACAGGACCGGCUUCUUCACGGGUCUGGGAGCGAUCAUCGCAAGUUGGACCGGCGUUCGGCCGCGCUGCGAGACGGGGGAGCGCUUCGACUACUUGCUCAAGCGCCGGUCGAAGUGA